Molecule: messenger RNA, 2055 nt
Organism: Drosophila bipectinata
Lineage: Eukaryota; Metazoa; Arthropoda; Insecta; Diptera; Drosophilidae
Gene: Sply
Product: Sphingosine-1-phosphate lyase
Biological process (GO): carboxylic acid metabolic process; sphingolipid catabolic process
Cellular component (GO): endoplasmic reticulum
Molecular function (GO): sphinganine-1-phosphate aldolase activity; pyridoxal phosphate binding
Source: RefSeq, a predicted model, not a curated record
AAAACGUCAACACUGAACAGCUGUAAACCGCUAUGUGUUUUCACAAUUAAAGCGUUUACGUGUUUUUGAAGCUCUUCCGCGUUUGAAGCUGGACUUGAACUGCUCCUGAGCCAGCCGGAUCGCACAGCUGCCGAAAGAUGCGUCCGUUCUCCGGCAGCGACUGUCUCAAGCCCGUGGCCGAGGGCAUCAACCGAGCCUUUGGACCCAAGGAGCCCUGGCAAGUGGCCACCAUCACAGCCACCACAGUUCUGGGAGGUGUCUGGCUCUACACUGUGAUCUGCCAAGAUGAAAGUAUUUAUGUACGUGGCAAGCGCCAGUUCUUCAAAUUCGCCAAGAAAAUUCCCGCUGUUCGUCGCCAGAUAGAAACGGAGCUGGCCAAAGCCAAGAAUGAUUUUGAAACAGAGAUCCAGAAGAACAAUGCCCAUCUCACCUACUCGGAGGUGCUGCCGGAGAAGGGUCUCAGCAAGGCGGAGAUCCUCCGCCUGGUGGAUGAGCACUUGAAGGCCGGCCAUUAUGACUGGCGCGAUGGACGAGUGUCCGGUGCCGUCUAUGGCUACAAGCCCGAGUUGGUGGAGCUAGUUACUGAGGUCUAUGGCAAGGCCUCUUACACCAAUCCACUGCACGCAGACCUCUUCCCUGGCGUGUGCAAAAUGGAAGCUGAGGUUGUGCGCAUGGCCUGCAAUCUAUUCCACGGAAGCGCAGCUAGUUGCGGCACCAUGACCACCGGUGGCACCGAGUCCAUCGUGAUGGCCAUGAAGGCUUACAGGGACUAUGCCCGGGAGCACAAGGGCAUCACCAGACCCAACAUUGUGGUUCCGAAAACCGUGCACGCCGCCUUUGACAAGGGUGGUCAGUACUUCAACAUUCAUGUGCGCUCCGUGGAUGUCGAUCCCGAGACCUUAGAGGUGGACAUCAAGAAGUUCAAGAGUGCUAUCAAUAGGAACACUAUCCUGCUUGUUGGCUCUGCUCCCAACUUCCCCUACGGAACCAUCGACGACAUCGAAGCCAUUGCUGCUUUGGGUGUAAAGUACGAUAUUCCUGUCCAUGUUGAUGCCUGCCUGGGAAGCUUUGUGGUCGCUCUGGUCCGCAAUGCCGGCUACAAGCUGCGUCCUUUCGAUUUCGAAGUCAAGGGUGUUACUAGUAUCUCCGCCGAUACCCACAAAUACGGAUUCGCUCCCAAGGGAUCUUCGGUCAUCCUGUACUCGGACAAGAAGUACAAGGAUCACCAGUUUACUGUGACCACCGACUGGCCUGGCGGCGUGUACGGCUCUCCCACCGUAAAUGGCUCUCGUGCCGGAGGUAUCAUCGCCGCCUGCUGGGCAACCAUGAUGAGCUUCGGUUAUGAUGGUUACCUGGAGGCCACCAAGCGUAUUGUAGACACUGCCCGAUACAUCGAAAGGGGAGUUCGCGACAUCAAUGGCAUCUUCGUGUUUGGCAAACCUGCCACUUCCGUGAUUGCUUUGGGCUCAAAGAAAUUCGACAUUUUCCGGCUCUCCGACUCUCUGUGCAAGCUGGGCUGGAACCUGAACGCCCUACAGUUCCCCUCCGGUAUUCACAUUUGCGUUACGGACAUGCACACGCAGCCCGGUGUUGCGGACAAGUUCAUUGCCGAUGUUAAGAGCUGUACGGCGGAGAUCAUGAAGGACCCUGGCCAGCCUGUCGAGGGCAAGUUCGCGCUAUACGGCAUGGCUCAAAGCAUUCCCGACCGUUCGGUGAUCGGUGAGGUUACCCGGCUGUUCCUGCACUCUAUGUACUACACGCCCAGCCAGAAGUAGGCGCCGCAAAUCAUUCUUUUUUCCACUCCCACCCCCCACGGAGGCCAUGUCCUGUGCCGUAUUCAAAACCACCAAAAACGUAACCUUUAUAAAGCAAUUUUUCUAUCCUGCAAUUAGUGCUGUAAUCGAGGGUACAAACAUCGCAAUGCGAAAUGGAUCUGCUAUUACUAUUAUCCCAACUGUCAACGUUCGUGGCUCUAGUGCAAUGUUAUUGAAAAGUGUUUAUCUGUGUAACUUUGCUAGUGAAAUAAUAAAAUAAUAUUAAUUAAUUUUGUAUACU